Caenorhabditis sp. 36 PRJEB53466 is the source of this 3337-nucleotide messenger RNA. The record is from the annotation of a GenBank genome assembly. Lineage: Eukaryota; Metazoa; Nematoda; Chromadorea; Rhabditida; Rhabditidae.
AUGGACGACGACGAGGAGGAGCAAAUCGAAAUGUGCACGAUGGUACGUUAUACGGAGGAGCCGCGCUUCUUUUUCUUAUCAUUCCGUUCAUUUAUGAUCAAUUGGGUGGUGCUAUCGAACUGAUCGUGAGAGGAACGGGCACUUCAGAUCUUUGUCCCUUGAUUUCAGUGUUGAAAGAUGCAGAAUCAAGAUUCUCUCCGUCUGACCCCAAUCACGUCUUGUCUUCAAGGAUUUUCCUUCCUUUCUCUCUCUCUCUCUCUUCCUGCGCUUCUUUCCCGCACCUCCCCCCUCGGUACUCUCCUCAUUUUCCUUGAAGAAGGCCUCCCUCCUCCGACAGUUCAUGCAAACACAAAACUACGGCGGCGGUCAUGCAUAUGCGCAGAGAGUGUCGGAUCCUGAGAGACGCAGUCGUUCGGUGCGAGUCGAAAAUCGUUCGUCCCAAACAAAAAGUGUGAUGAGAGGCGAGGAAAAGAGCGAGUAUUAUUCGUUUCAGUGCACCGCCCUCUUUUUAUUUUUGCUCCUUCUGACUUGUUUUCGCUAUCCUGUACUGUGUGCCUUCCCUCUCUCUCUCUCUCUCUCUCUCUCUCUCUCUCUCUCUCGCAAUCUGUAGUAUUCUUCGCUGUAUUUGAGUUCCGUCCCACUUUCCGUUCCAUUUCUAUUCAUCUCCUUUCGUCUUCGUUCGUCAAGUACAAGCGACUACGGUGGCUCCUCCGACGUACUCGUUAUCACCGAAUGAAUCAGCUGUGUUUCUUCGUCGUUAUCGUCGCGUCGCGGAGCCGCCUUGUUCAGAAUUACGACAGUUUUUCAUUAAAAUGCCUUUUGUUUAUCAAAAAAUGAGUCAUUCGCCCCAAUCGUUUGAGAGUUCUGCCGGGGGGCUUCGAUUGAAAGUUGGUGUCGAUCAUUCGCGAAUCCACACUGGUCUCCCGAUGGUUUCCGUGAUUUGUUCUCUCCUUUUUUGAUUCCCACAGUUCAUGCCCUUCUUUUUGAAAGGUUUUGGCAUACUUUCAUGUUUUCAAACAGUUUGGAGGUUACGAAGAACCGAAAUAUUUGCCGUCUCCGAGGGUAUCUAGAUCUUGAAAAGGACAAUAUUCAAGGAACGCGUACCAUAUUUCAAUGAGAAUUUGGAACGGUCUGUUCAUCCGCGGAGGUCCACUCUUAUCACGGUCGGUGUUUUCCUCUGAAGAGUUACAAUUCCGCCUUGAAUAAACAUUUUCUUUCUCUCCCUCUCCCUCCCUCUCUCUCCCUCUCUUCUUUUCCUUCCAAACAUGUACGCUCACAGUCUCUUCCUUUGUAAUAUCGGUCCUCCGAUUUACUUCAAAAUUUGAGCAAAAAUGCACUAUGAACCGUAUUCGAGUCGACAGGUAAAUGAACUCUUCGACAACCUUUUCGCUAUCGACGGCGAUUUGAUUUGCCUCCUCGCCGAAAAUAUAUAAUCCGAUCAACUUUUUAUUGGCACUUACUGACUGCCUCGUGCGGCUGAUCAUUCGCCCGUUUUCGAGGUCUCACUUCCCCCUUGUAACCAUGACAAUUUCUCGAACUUACUCGAAACUCGGCUGAGAAAUGUGACGAAAACAAAGCAGUGAUUACGUCUCCGCGACCGACUCACCACACUCUCGCUCAUUCCAACGUCUUCAUUAUUUCAGAGAAUGCUGCCCGACGCAGACAACUACGACGAAGAGAAGGAUCACCCGCAGUUCGCGUCUCGCAGCGGCACCUCUAGGUUCGCAUUCUCACGCUCAAACAUAAACAAACAAUGCGAAUUUCAGCCUACAAUCUUCGAUUUCGAAACGCGCGAACUCGACGAGACGGAGCCUGAAAGAGCUCAGCGAAGGAGUCCAGCAGCGGUUUCAGCCGAUCACCCACGGAAGAUCUCUGCAGAGGAUUAGCGAGGAUGAAUCGGUAGGUGCGAGAGAAUGAACGUUCAUUACUCGGUGGUUCUCUGGCGGUGAAACGUGUGGAUUUGCAUAUUCGUAGUGUCCGUAGUGUCCCGAAAACACACACCAGCUGCGCGUGUGUGUCCAAUCAAAGUUGACUGAAUGCGAAAAAGUAGUUGGUCAGGUUUCCCUGCCUCCCUUGCCUCCGUGUCCAGAUUAUGAUUAACACCUGAAUCUGUGCAAUUUCAGCCGUCGCCUCCCACGGCUCCACCUCGUCCCAACCGCCAGCUCUACCGCAGUUCGGUUGACAGACUCAGCAUGAGCGACGGAGCGCUCAAACAGCAGACAUCGGAGGAAGUCGUGUCGGAAGGACAGCGAUCCAACUGGAAUCAGUCGGUCGAACGCAUCGAGAACGCGCUCCAUCGCAACUACUACACGAUUGCCUACACGAUUGUUAUUGUGGCGGUGAGAAGAGAAUCAUCUGCUCGCCGGCUGUGCGUGACUCUUUCUGUUUUUCCAGUACCUCGCCGGCUUCGCAGAAUACUUGUACUUCCGCCUGACGUCGUUGAUCGUGCCCGAACAUCUUGUUUUCCAUCCGCCAUGUGAGGGUAAAGCCCUUCGGAAAAUCGGAAAAGACGGAUUCCACUACGGAGUGUCGAUCUGCGCGUUCAUCGGAGUCGCCAUCUUCCAACUGAUGUGCUUCUUCGGUUUGACAAUAUCGGAGAAAUGGACAGAGUCGAAGGAGAACCCACGAGAAAGUCGGCAAGCUGCUCAGAGGGAAGAGUUUGCUCUGUUUGUCAGAACGAUGAUAUCCUCCACAAUGUAUCGUGUUUACUGUGAGUCUUCAUGUUUUCAUGUCUGUUAUUAUGUUUCUGUUUCAGUGUGCUACGCGAUUUGCUCUCUGAUCAACUGCGCCAUUAUAUUCUACAUGGUCGGCAUCCAAGAUUCCCUCGGCGACGUCGUCAGCACCAUCCUGCUUUAUGUGUUCGAUGCGGUCGUCAUUCUUUAUUUCAUCGCCUUCCCACUCACUACAGUCUUCUAUCACCCUUAUGUGAACUGCUUCAGAAAAAGGUAUUCAGAAGAUAUCAUGGUCCCUCUAUUCAAUUAUCGUUUUCAGAAGAGGAACUCCUGCGAGGUUCACACUGCCGGCUCCCGCUCCUCAAACGCAGACUUCCACUCUUGAAAGCAACAUCAGUGGACUGGAGGAGGCGAUGACGAAGGCCGGCGGAACUCCGCCAGUUCAUCAGAAUCCCAGCACCAUCUCCAUCCCUUCGCUCAACUUUUCCCGUCAAGAUCCUCUCCGUCAGGGACACCGUUCCACGCCUUCGAUGUCUCAGAUCUCGGCGGAUAUUCCGGUUCUCGAGGAGUACCUCCACUCGCCACGCAGGCAAUUACCACAACCAAAACCGGCGUUCGCCGUAGAGGAGAAUCUGGAAGACGAGAGAAUCACCACAUUCGUCUAG